AGAACGGAGUCGGGACUAACGGAACGGAACGAGAGACAUUCUCAAGUUUCAAUACAAACAAGCCCUUCUCUUCUCUUCUCUUCGCCCGUUACGUCCCGUUCCGUUAAAGCUGCAGCAGGCGGAGACUGGAGUGACAUGGACACAUAAAGGCUUACUUACUAGUCCAGCUGAAUCAUACGGCCAUACGUCCUCCACGACGAGGCCAAAGGAGCUUCGUCGUCGCCACUCGCACAGCAUUUAAGCGGACGAGCUUCUUUUCCAGCAUUCAAAGCUGUAUUGCCAAAAGAUAAUCACCUUACAUUGUUGAUGGAUUGGUUUCUUAAUGCUCACAGAUCGAUCCAUGGAGAGGACCUAGCAGCGCUCUGAACCUGUCAUUUCUACGCCAAUUUGUUUAGGCGAUUUAAAGUGGCAUACGGAGGCGCAUAGCUGCCUGCUCUAAUCUAGGGUUGGAUACUUUGCAUUAGCUUAAAGCCUGGGCUCUUCUGUGUGGGCGCAGCACCCUCAAAAGGAAUCUUUGGAAGGCUUGAAGUGGAUCUGAUAUUAGAUAAUGUAGGAGCUUGGAGUGAAACACAGGAAGAAGAAAUGGCCGGUGCCACUGCCAAAACUAAACGGGGAAAUGGAGCCUCUACCUCCUCUCUUUCCCUCUCAGACAGCGGCGACAGCACUGCACUCGAUAAAUUGCCUCCUGUACACGGGCGGACAAGCGGUCCUACAAGGCGUUCAUCUAAGGGGGGCUGGACACCAGAAGAGGAUGAGAUUUUGAGGAGAGCCGUUCAGUGCUACAAGGGAAAGAAUUGGAAGAAAAUAGCCGAAUUUUUCCCAGAUCGCACAGACGUGCAAUGCUUGCAUAGAUGGCAAAAGGUUCUUAAUCCAGAUCUUAUCAAGGGACCUUGGACAAAAGAGGAAGAUGAUAAGAUUGUGGAACUUGUAAAGAAGUAUGGAUCAAAAAAGUGGUCUGUAAUUUCUCAAUCUUUGCCAGGGCGCAUCGGAAAACAAUGUCGAGAAAGGUGGCACAAUCAUUUAAAUCCAGAAAUAAAGAAAGAUGCAUGGAGUCAGCAGGAGGAGUUGGCGCUAAUUCGUUCUCACCAAAUUUAUGGAAACAAGUGGGCAGAGAUUGCAAAGUUUUUGCCUGGGAGGACGGACAAUGCAAUAAAAAAUCACUGGAAUAGUUCAAUAAAGAAAAAGCUAGACUCAUAUUUGGCAUCAGGGCUUCCAGUCCAGCUGCCAGAUUUGCCAGAUUUGUCUGGUGUCCAGGAAAACAUGUUACCUAUGUUCAGUACAACCACAGAAACGUCCAUUGAUGCAGCCUUCACAGGAACAGUGAGUGAUCAGCUGUUUGCAUGUAGUCAAGAGUCUGUUUCUAGAAGUGGUAAUCAAUCAGGUUCAAUGGAGAUGGCUUCUACAAGUUCCCUGCAGCUUAGCAAAGAAAAUUCAGAUUUGCAAAAAGAAGCAAAACACAAUAGUUUGGUCGGUGAAACAAAGGAUUUAGCUAACCAUUCUUACCCACAUUGCAUUCAGACGAAUGGAGGUGCUUUUGUAACAAGAAAUGAAAUGACUGAAUUUUCUGAUGUUCGAAGAUGUGAAGUUGCAAUGACUGUGCCUUCUUAUCAAAUGAAUGAUUAUUUAGAUUCUGUUAUUACAAGUAAUAUUUUCUCUGUUGGAAGUCCUGGAGAAGUUUCGAAUGCUGCUAAUAUAACGAAUUGUGUUGCAUCUACCAUGAAUUGUGUUGCAUCUACCAGCAUGGACUUUCAACUGGGAGCACACAACUAUGAUGAAGAGAACAAAUCUUCAUGUUCACAUUUGUACACAAAUCAGUUUUCAAGCUCUAGUGAUGUGGCUAUGGACUCCACUACAGUGUGUGCACCAGCAUUCUCAGCUUCAUGGUCACCACUUGGUUCUAGGACUCCUCUUACACAUCUCACCUGUCACAUUGGUAACAAAACAGCAGUUUGCUCACCUGAAAAGUCUAAUGCUACACUUGAUAACUAUAUUUCUGAUUCUUAUGAGAUUGGACAUAGUAAUGAACUUUUACAAAUCUGCUUGCCUCCUGGUCAGGAUUUUAAGCGUGAUAAUGAGGGCGAAACGUCUGGUUCAGCUGUGCAAUCUCUGACGUCUAAUGUAAAUGUCAAGACUGGUUUAGACAUGAAGGCUAGCAAUUCUGACAAUCCAUCUCAAAAUCCAAAUUGUGAGGCUUUGUUUUAUGAGCCACCCCGUCUUUCAAAUUGGGAAAUACCAUUUGUUAAUUGUGAUCUUGUAAAUUCUUGUGGCUAUCUUCAACAAGCAUAUAGUCCUCUUGGUGUGCGUCAAAUGAUAAUGUCCUCAGUUAAUUGUUUUACUCCUCCUUGCUACCCUUGGGCAUCUACUUUUAAUGAGAAGAGCCCCGAAUCUAUUCUAAAAAGUGCUGCAAAAAGUUUUACAAAUACCCCCUCUAUUCUAAGAAAACGACCACGCGAUGCUUCAACUCCUGUCCAAACAAAGCAGAUUGAAAAACUGGAUGAUAGAAUGAAAGGUCAAGAUAAAACUUUUACACCUGGUUCUUUGGUUAAAACACAUGGUGACUUGUUGAGCUCUCCUGAUGAUAUGUCAUGUGCUUGCUGCACAAAGGAUGGUGUGACUGGAGCUGGGCAAUGCCAAAAUAAAAGGUCAAUUCUUGUCUCCCCUCAGUAUUGCUUAAAAUCUAAACAUUCAGCAGCUGUAAAGUCCAUGGAAAGACAGUUGGAAUAUGCAUUUGAUCCCAGAAAAGAAGCUGAUGCUGGUUAUAAAAGUAGCACAUCUUGCAAGAAAGUUAUUGGUGGCUCUGAAAGUGAAGCUCAGAAUAAUAGUAGAGGACUAGAUGCUACUGGCUCUAAAGGUUUGAAUAGAGAUUGUACUUCAAGGAAUGUUGAUGCUAUGCACAAGACUGAACAUGGAGCAAAACUGCAUAAUAUGCAAAGCUUUGGAGUCCUUGUUGAGCAGAAUUUGAACGGUCAGCAGUUGUAUCCAACAAACCUGGACAACUCAUUAAGAGCUGGCAGCUUUAAUGCUUCUGCUGUGAUUUCAAAGUCUCUUGAGGGCAGAAGUAUGGAGUUAUGUGGGAAAAUAAGAGUUUCUGAUGCUGACAAUGAAAUUUGCACAACAGGAUUUGCAUCUUCACACUGUAAUAUAACACAUAAAUUGAUAACGGCCAAUAAUGGAAGUUCUACUGUCAUGGCGUUUCCAAAUACUGUUCAUCAUGGAUUCGAUAUAGAUUGGCUUAGCAACAUAUCCGAUAUAGACAACUUGAGCAUAGGUGGCAGUGUAGCUGAUCUUGACAAAGGUCUUAGUUCACCUGAUGGAUUGAAGUCAUCAUGGAAUCAUAAUCAAUCUAUAUCAGUGCCAAGAAAUGCUGCAGAUGUAAUUCUUGAGGAGAUGGGAAUCUUUAUAAACCAUGAUGAUGAUGCCCUUGGAUUGAUCAGACAUCUUAACGAGCAAACUUCUUCUGCUUUUUUGGAAGCAGAAGAGAUUUUGGGUAUUGAUCCUGCUAAAGAUCCUCUUUUCAUAAUUAACCAAUCAACUCCGAAUGUCAAGGACACGGUUGCUGAGGAUGAAUCAAGUUGUAAAGAAAACAUGUUUUCUUUGGAUGGUAAUUUUGGAGGAGAGAGCAUAUCUCCAUUUUCAACUUGCUUUUCGCCCUUCCCGGUGGAGUUUUCCCUUUCAGAUAUUAGAUUCUUCAGCACUCCUGGUCGAAGUGGAGGACUUAAUGGUGAAGCAGAAAUGAACCAGACUUCUUUUAUGAGCCAAACUCUGAAUGACUUUUCUAGCCCAUCACUAUAUCUGCGGAAGGAAUUCCGUUAAUGUGUACAGUUCCUUUUUUGGGAAGAUUGCUUGUAUGUUUAGUUUUCAGCAAAGGCAGCAUUUUCAUGCCAUUGUUGUUGUAAUCUAAUUAAGAUAUAAUUAUAGCUCAUUUAAUUCUUGCAGAAGAGAGAAUGGAGGCACUUUCCUGCAUAAUUUAUUUAUUGAACUAGUUUGCGGAGAUUCUUUGGAGUUUAUUAAUGUCUAUAGGUUGUAUACAACCAGGGAUAAUAGUGCAGUAAGAUUUGCAUAUCAACGACGGGUGUACUUACUGCAGAUAAUGUCUUAUGUGUAUUGCUCUUGAAAUAAGCUGUGUUCAGCAUUUUAUUAUUCGAAAAAUCUCUUGUGAUUUUUUCUGCAUGCA
This is a messenger RNA of Cryptomeria japonica (Japanese cedar), 4174 nucleotides long. Its product is annotated as transcription factor MYB3R-4. The transcript is spliced from 11 exons. Lineage: Eukaryota; Viridiplantae; Streptophyta; Pinopsida; Cupressales; Cupressaceae. Gene Ontology annotation, biological process: regulation of DNA-templated transcription. Bases 583 to 3813 code for a protein of 1076 amino acids. The record is from RefSeq and is a predicted model, not a curated record. Gene Ontology annotation, cellular component: nucleus. Gene Ontology annotation, molecular function: RNA polymerase II cis-regulatory region sequence-specific DNA binding; DNA-binding transcription factor activity, RNA polymerase II-specific.